Kwoniella mangroviensis CBS 8507 is the source of this 1350-nucleotide messenger RNA. RefSeq lists its product as uncharacterized. The record is from RefSeq and is a predicted model, not a curated record. Gene Ontology annotation, molecular function: catalytic activity. Bases 1 to 1350 code for a protein of 449 amino acids. The transcript has 13 exons. NCBI's taxonomy places the organism in Eukaryota, Fungi, Basidiomycota, Tremellomycetes, Tremellales, Cryptococcaceae.
AUGAUCUGUAGGCCAAUAAAUCCAGCAAGGAGCCUGCUUCGGGCAGAUUCUUUCAUUCCAGCCUCAUCACUCCAUCGAAUCCCGUAUCGCUCGUAUUCAUCCCCUUCCACCAAUGUUGAUGAUCGUCCGUUAGCUGGUAUAAAGGUUGUGGACCUUACUAGGGUGUUAGCUGGUCCAUUGGCUACUAUGAUGCUGUCGGAUCUAGGAGCCGAUGUAAUAAAGAUUGAGACGCCCAAACAUGGGGAUGACACACGAUCAUGGCUUCCACCUUCAGCUUCAUUCCCUCAGGAAGGGACUUACCCCAGACCCGACCUACCUCCUGAAUCAGCCUAUUUUCUCCAAGCUAAUCGGAAUAAGAGAUCGUUAACGCUCAAUCUCAAGUCUGAAAAAGGGAAAGAAAUUAUACGGAAAUUGGUGAAAGAUGCGGAUGUGUUGGUUGAGAAUUAUGUACCGGGUAAAUUGGAGAAAUUCGGAUUGGCAUAUGGACAGGUUAAAUCUUUAAAUCCUAAAUUAGUGUACUGCUCAAUUACUGGAUAUGGGUCAACGGGACCUUAUGCGAAGUUCCCAGGAUACGACGUAGUGAUAGAAGCUGAAGCUGGAUUGAUGCAUAUAACGGGUGAGAAAGGUGGUAAACCUGUCAAAGUCGGAGUAGCAGUGACUGAUAUUUUGACGGGACAUUAUGCUCAGUCGGGUAUCUUAGCUGCCUUGUUGAAAAGGGGCAAGACAGGUGUAGGGUCCAGAGUCGAAGUCAGCUUGUUCGAGAGUCAGAUCGCCUCUCUGGCCAAUAUAGGUUCCAAUUACCUCAUAUCGGGCCAAGAAGCUACCCGAUGGGGUACAUCCCAUCCUUCGAUCGUCCCGUAUCAGGUGUUUCCCACGAAAGACUCCUUCAUCAUGCUUUCUGCGGGGAAUGAUAUUCAAUUCUCCAUCCUCUGUUCGCCUAUGGUGCUGGACAGAAUGGAUUGGGUAAAUGACGAGAGGUUUGCGAAGAACUCGAACAGGGUGGAGAACCGAGAUGAGCUCGUGGGACUGAUUGAGCAGGCGUUGAGUGAAAGGACAACGGAAGAAUGGUGUGAGAGGUUUAAAGGAAAAGGCUUUCCUUUUGCCCCGAUCAACAAUAUAGCUCAAACUUUCGCUCAUCCUCAAUCAAUAGCAAGGCAGGUAGUCGAAGAGAUAGAGCACCCUCGGGCGGGUAAAAUCAAAUUGGCAGCUGCGGCCACCUCGUACGACGGCAUAAAACCCAAGCUAUAUCGGCCUCCUCCUUACUUGGGCCAACAUACCGAUGAGAUCUUGACGGAGCUUGGCUAUGAGGAGCAGGAAGUGGAGAAGAUGAAGGAAGAGGCGGUGGUGUGA